GGUCACUGGUUUAUAAUUGGUCGCUAGCUUCCGAAAUCAUGAGAAAUAGGAUAAUCAAAACAUGGAAAUUGGGAAUUUCACUUCUUUCUUCCUACUGAUAUCUCUGUGCUGAUUGAGAGCUUUACAUCGGUCUUGACUUGGCCUUUGAUCUAUGGAUCCGAGGAUGGAUCCCCGGCGGCGACGGAGACGGCUUGCAGACAACGGUGAAGACCUCUUUGCUCAGCUCCUUGGGCGCCGAAACAUGUACGUCCCUCCACCCAUUGCUGCUAACCACAUACAGCCUGGACCUGUGAAUGUAGGCAAUCCAUUCCGGGCCCCAAACAUACCCCCAGGGAUCCCUCCUCCAGGGCUGCGCUUCGGUCUUCAGGAAGAAGAUAAAGAGAUUGAAUUCUUAAAGGGCCAGUGCUGCACGCUGCUUAAUCUGUACGGGAAAGAGAGAAGUUUCAGGCAUACAGGAGGAAGAAAUAAACUGACUGCAGCAUGUAUAGCCUUGGUCGAUUUAACAGAAGAAGAAAACUUCUUUGAGGUGGAGAUCAAGGGACAAGGUGUGGGUAGUGAGGAGAUACGUGUUGGCCUGGCAAUGCAGACACACCCUACAGAUAUGCAUCUUGGUUCAACUAAAACUUCCAUUGGAUAUAGCGUGUAUGAUGGUAAAGGCUACUUUGGCAAACCAGACAUGCUAGUCUGCCCUCCAGCCCAGAACUUUGACAAAGUUGGAAUCGCUCUUCACUUUGAAAAGGCUGAAUGUUUGGAUGAGGAUGCAGGCACAGUCACCUGCCCACUCUCCGUUGUGGUCAACGGAAAAAGGAUCCUUCAACAUGAGAUAACCCUUGACCCCCAGAAGCCUUUCUACCCAGCAUUCAGUCUCGGGGGCAGAGAGCAGCAUGUUAAGUACCUGGGCCUGAGCCGAUGGGCCUACCAGGAAGAGGACAUGCUGAUAGAUGAUGUCAUGGAGGAACAGAUGUGGAGGAGGGUCAACCAUGCUACCACCAAUGGACAGAUUGUGACGUACACUGGCAAGGGGGAGGAUUUCUCAGAGUUUGGCGUGGCACAGGGGCGUAAACGACUCGGCCCAGCAAACCACUAUUUUGAGUUGGAGAUUAUUGACCCAGGAAGGAGUUGCUAUGUGGCCCUUGGAGUGACCCGGAAGGACUACCCAGCUAAUAUGCAUCCUGGCUGGGAUAGGGGGUCCAUUGCUUAUCAUGCAGAUGAUGGAAAGAUCUUCACAGGUCACGGAGUAGGGAACCCUUUUGGACCUAAGUGCCACAAGGGAGACAUCAUGGGAUGUGGUAUUAUGUUUCCUAGAGACUAUCAAACGGACAGUGAUGAUGGUAGCGAUACUGAAGAGGAGAUCAUUGACGAAUGGACACCUGGGAAGCCCAACCCUAACAGACUAGGGGAACCAGCUCAGCAAGAUAACAAUGAUAUCCGUCUCUACGACUUCUCAGAUGACGAUGAUCUCUGGCUUGAUGAUGAGCUGAUCAACGCUAUGGGCGUCGGCGAGAGGAAGCAGGAAAGAACAAAAGUACAAGUCUUCUUUACACGGAAUGGAACAACGAUUGGUAGACGAGAGAACGUGACCAUCCCAGCUGGAGGCUUCUACCCGACCGUAGGCCUCCUCAGCCCGGAGGAGAAGGUCAGGGUUGACCUUCAACCUCUCAGUGGAUGAAUAUUCAUCAAGUUCAUUCUCAUCAAUAUUCAUGAGGUUCAUUCUCAUCAAUAUUCAUGAGGUUCAUUCUCAUCAAUAUUCAUUUCACAAGGAAGUUGGAUGCUCCGCCGUAGGAAACAUUGAGUCGAAGAAUCUUGCUGAUAAACAUCCUUCUGGCUUUAAAAUUUGUAGGUAUAACUGAGCGCAGUAGAGUAUAUUUAUAUAGUAGCUGCACUAUACAAAUUCAACUUAUUAAUGUUUACGUGAAUAUCUAUAAAAAUGUCCAUUCCGUGAGCAAAAAUUAUGAUAAUAAUACAUGUUUUAUGCAAAAGAUUACAAUUAGAACUGAUGAAUAGUCAUGAGGUGCUUUUCUCUUUUGAGGAUUCUCAAAGAAAUACCUCUGUCCUAAUAAGAACAAUCACAUAAUGCACAUGAUUAAUGGGCUUAUGAAUACCCAGUAGUAUUAUGAAUAUUCAUAAGGAAAGUAGUUGGUCAUGGCUAAGACUCAUGAAUACCCAUGAGGUGUUAAGUAUCGGUUCGCUUCAAAUAAUCUAUUUGUAGUAGACCAUACAUAACAUUUGAAUGCAUUCGUAAAACGCUGUAUUGAAAUAUAAUAUAAUAGAUGGAUAAUUUUUCAUUGGUAAAUGAAUAUUCAUUCAUUAGUAGAUGAAUAUUCAUGAUGGUCACGGCAUUGAAUGAACACUCAAGGAUAUAAUAUCAUGUUUCUUCCAUUGCUGUAGCUUUAUACAAAGUAGCCUAGUAUUCUAUAUUAUGUGUUUUACGAUGCAGCGCUAUUGCUAUUGCAAAACAGUGUAAAUAUGUGGCAAUCAACCGCGCAAGACAAAGAGGAGAUAAGCUUAGUGCGAUCCAAUAUCUUCUCAACCUUAUCUAGUUAUGAAUUCUUGUAAUGCUGUCUCACCAUCGUUACAUUAAUUCAAUCUAGCAUUGUAUUUUAAAUUGUUUGAAUUCAUUGCCAUCAUAGGAUUUUCUUCCUAGUCCUUAUUUUAGUUCAUAUGUUUAUUUCGAUUUUGUCUUGCCUUUUAAAGAAAAAAAAACAAGAAAAGGAA
This is a messenger RNA of Strongylocentrotus purpuratus (purple sea urchin), 2715 nucleotides long. RefSeq names its product SPRY domain-containing protein 3 (gene spryd3). The transcript is spliced from 9 exons. NCBI's taxonomy places the organism in Eukaryota, Metazoa, Echinodermata, Echinoidea, Camarodonta, Strongylocentrotidae. Gene Ontology annotation, molecular function: protein binding. The coding region runs from base 152 to 1669 and encodes 505 amino acids. The record is from RefSeq and is a predicted model, not a curated record.